GGGGGGAGGGCGAAGGGGGUUGGCGAGCGGCGCUGUGGGAGGGCUGUCCGGAGGGCUAGCGGCGGAGCCGAGCCGAGCGGAACCGAGCCUGGGCACGGACUCGCACGGACAGGACAGGACGGGACGGGACAGGACAGGACGGGAAGAGGGGCUGCCUCUCUCCACGCCCGGCUCGGUGGGUAGCCCACGACUACGCGCGUUGGGGACGGAGAGCCAUUCUGCCCCGAGGGGAUGACACUUUGGUCCAUAGAGGGAAAGCAGCUAGGGAAGUGAAUAGCAGGGCUGGGCUCUAAGCCCGGGCCUCUAACUCUGACUCUCAGACUCUUCCCACGGCACCAUCUUGUCUCCAGCUGUACAUACAGUGAAGGUGUCUCCGUGUACCCUAAGACAGUGAAACAAAAUGCCCUUUAAUGAUGAGAAGCGCUCGGUGAGUGAUGACCCCACGAGUGACUCGGACUCUUCGAGGAUAUCAGAGAGUGCGGCUUCCCUCAGUGACUACGAGUGUUCCCGGCAGAGUUUCACGAGCGACUCCUCAAGCAAAUCCAGCUCUCCAGCCUCGACAAGCCCGCCCAGAGUGGUGACGUUUGAUGAAGUGAUGGCUGCCGCGAGGAAUAUCUCCAACAUGACGCUUGCUCACGAGAUCGCCGUAAACGAGAACUUCCAUGUCAGACAGGGAGCGCUGCCUGAGAACAGCCUGGCUGGUCAAGUGAAACAUAUCGUUCACCAGGCUUUCUGGGACCACCUGGAGGCAGAACUCAAUGAAGAUCCUCCCGAGUACGAGCAUGCCAUCAAACUUUUUGAAGAAAUAAGAGAGACUCUUCUGUCUUUUCUGACUCCUGGUGGAAACCGACUCCGGACCCAGAUCGGUGAAGUUCUGGAUUCCGACCUUAUCAGGCAGCAAGCUGAGCACAAUGCCGUGGACAUCCAGGGACUGGCCAGUUACGUCAUCAGUACCAUGGGCAAGCUGUGUGCUCCUGUCCGGGAUGAUGACAUCAAGGAACUCAAAGCCACUGGCAAUAUCGUGGAGCUCUUGAGACAAAUAUUCCACGUGCUGGACCUCAUGAAGAUUGACAUGGUCAAUUUCACCAUCAAGAGCCUUCGACCCCAUCUUCAGCGCCAGCUGGUAGACUACGAAAGGACGAAAUUCCAGGAAAUCUUAGAAGAAACGCCCAGUGCCCUGGAUGUCACGAAGGAGUGGAUAAAGGAAUCUGUCAAUGAAGAAUUGUUUUCUCUUUCGGAAAACGCCUCCUCUCCUGUGGCUGGGGGUAGCCCCAGACCCAGCCUGAGCCCAACCACAGUGCUGAACAACAGUUACUUGAAGCUGCUGCAUUGGGAUUAUCGGAAGAAGGAAUUGCCUGAGACACUAAUGACAGAUGGAACCCGUCUUCAGGAACUGACAGAAAGGCUAAAUCAAUUGAAGGUUCUCGCCUGCCUGUCACUAAUCACCAGCAAUAUGGUGGGCACUCUGAUAGAAGGCUCGCCUGAGCUCUCAGACCGACUGAAAAGGAUUUCCACCGUCUUACUUGAAGGAAUGAACAAGGAGACUUUCAACCUCCAGGAGGCCUUGAAUUCCAUAGGCCUCCAGACCUGCAUAGAAGUCAACAAGUCCCUGGCAGAGAGAGACUUAUCCACACUAAGUCCUGAGAUUCAGGCCAAUCUCAUGGGUCAGCUCUCCAGCAUCGCCGAGGGCAACCCUAUCUGCUCCCUGAUUGAUAAACGAAUUCAUCUGUAUAUGAAGAGUGUCCUCAGUCUUCCAAGCGAUCAGAAAUGCAUGCCCCCCAUUCCCGGGGGCCUCACUGUUAUCCAGCCCGAGCUGGAGACUCUGGGCUCUCAGUACGCAAACAUUGUGAACCUUAAUAAACAAGUGUAUGGACCCUUUUAUGCAAAUAUUCUCCGAAAAUUCCUCUUUGUAGAGGAAGGAGGCAGAACAGCGGAAACUGACUCUCCCAGCAACUAGUAGUGAGCUGGCAUUGGAAAGAGGACUGUCCGAGUGGGAACAUCGGUGCCCGGUUCUUUCCCUAAAUACACAUGACAAGGACUGUGGCAUAUUCCCUGUACCCCCGUCUGUCUUUCAGGGUUACCUGGGUAGCUCCUUUCAUGCUAGUUACAGGGCACAUACCUGUCGCACACCUUGCCCCACACAUUCUGUCCCUCUUUGAAAACUUAUUGGAAGGAAACCAUGGUGGUUUUUAUUUUUGUUAUUUUUUAAAGAGAGACUUCUGAAGAACAGGAAACAAUUUAUAAUGGAUUAUGUCACCUGUAUGUGAUGUUUCUGUUAAGGUUUCCUCGAUCCCGUGAUCCUAAUAGCAUUAAUAUUGGUCUUAACUACCCAGAUUCCUAGACCAGGUGUUACUGCUCCUAACUUGUCCCAUAAUUCUUAUUUUGGCACAACUUUUGAGAGGGUUAAGGGUCAGGGAGUGGUGAGGACAGUCACUAAAGGGAUGCCGAAAUCCCUCUCGUUAAAUGUACUGGCAAAAUAAAGCAAGUAAACACAAUUGUAGCUGAAACAUACAAUUCGGUUUUAUCAUUGCCAGGUAAGAGGAGCUUCCAUAGGCUUUCCCUCUUCCCUGGGAUCUGAGCCCUUUCCUGGAAGGGUUUACCUGACAAAUACCAAAUUGCUUGUUAUGUUACCAGCUGUCAGUAUUUGUACCCUAUUUGAAAUCUUUGAAAGCCAUGUUGUUUUGAUGUCCUCAGAAAAACCACUAGGGUGUAGCUUAUUAGAAACCAAUCACUUCUAAGAAAUUUUAUGCUGGAGUUGCAUCUUCUUUACGGGCAACCAGAGGAAAAAUCUACAAGGAGAUGACCUUCUCCAGGGUUUGAGCUUUGGCCAAGAGGCUCCUUGUAGAUCUCAGCCAAUCAGAUGGAAAAAGUGGAAGACAUGUUGCCUUGGAUUACAGGAAAUUAGGUUUCUUGGGAGAGAAAAAGAAAGAGGAAAAGGAUUGUAUAAUCCCAGGUGAUGAUCUGGGAUGGUGCCAAGCAGCAAACCUUGGUUUGUUUGUUUUUUUUUUUAAGUGAAUUUUACAUCUGAAAAGAAAAAAAAAUGUACUUGAGCUUCUGUAUCACUUAACCUUGAUGUCUACUAAUCUACUUUGUGCCUCUUUUAUUUGUAUUGUUAAGUUUUCAGAAUACUUUGAGAAGCUGGGCCCUCAUGGACCUUUGGUUUUUAAAGACAACUGCAUGUUACAGAAUUCUAUAUUGGUCUUUUUCAGAAUACUUUGAGAAGCUGGGCCCUCAUGGACCUUUGGUUUUUAAAGACAACUGCAUGUUACAGAAUUCUAUAUUGGUCUUUUUCAGAAUACUUUGAGAAGCUGGGCCCUCAUGGACCUUUGGUUUUUAAAGACAACUGCAUGUUACAGAAUUCUAUAUUGGUCUUCACCGAGAACCAAGGAAUGCACCAGCAUUAGGAUGGGCCUCCUGGGGGAAUUGAUCCUCUUGAGUGAAACCAUUUCUUAAUGGGUGAUUUUCUUGGGCUCCAUUGGGCACAGUUAACAUGAUUGAAUACUUAAUUUUUUGUACUUGGGGGUUGUUUGUGUGUGAGAAGGGAGGUCUUCUUUAAUUAUUAUGUUAUUUCCCUCCUUCUCAAGUCUCUAUCCUCUCCACCACCACCAAUGCUCCCCCCUUCCCCCAAAACACCCUCGUCUAUUUGGGGAUAUGACUCCUUUAUGAUUUUGAAAGUUAAAGAAAAUGGCAGGGUAAAUGAGGUAUUUCUGAUCUUUCUAUGCCCAAAUCUGAGCAUAUUCACUUAUUUUCUCCUUGAAUGACCAAUUAAAAAUAUCCACCAUGUACAUGUGGACAGUUGUCCGAAUGGAACUCUAUUCAUGGGCACAGUGAGGUACUGUGCCACCCCUCUCUCCCAAGCACAGCUUCCCUUCAGUAAGGUGCUGAAUAGAAGUUGGUGUUUCUCGAAUUUUCUGUCCUGUCCCUUGUCCCCACAUUAAGGGCUCAGAGGGGACGGCUCCAGUAAGUCACAUUUUAUCUCUUCCAGUAAGUAACCAUCCUGUUUAAAACAGGGAGAUAAAAGCAGAGCAUGUUUUCACCAUAAAGUUUGAAUCCAGUUGUGAUUCUUUUAUGUACUUAAUUUAUAUCACAAGAAAAAAACAAUGUACACUUUUUUUAAAAUUACACAUUUUUUUUUAAAAGAAGGGCAUUUUAUUUUUUAAAAGUGGCAAAAUGAAUUUGUGUCUGGAUUUAGGCAACUUGCAAUGACAGAGGCAUCUCCGUCCCCAUCUUCCUGGAUGCUGUUCAUCCUAAGGUUGCUUAAAUGUUGGCUUCCAUUUUAGACUUUCUUAACAUGGUCAUGUUUUGCUAUGCAAGAUUUAUUAAAUGUAAAACUAAUAUUUUAAUGUAUUGCGUAAAUUCUGUUUUUGAAAAUUUUGGCAAGAACCUGUUCCAUGCAAGCUGGCAAUGUUUAUUUUUUUUCAGUUAAAUAUUAAAGCAUUGACUUAAAAAAUGA
Molecule: messenger RNA, 4453 nt
Organism: Phascolarctos cinereus (koala)
Lineage: Eukaryota; Metazoa; Chordata; Mammalia; Diprotodontia; Phascolarctidae
Gene: TCP11L2
Product: t-complex 11 like 2
Biological process (GO): signal transduction
Source: RefSeq, a predicted model, not a curated record